AUGGCCAAAGUCAAAGAAACUCGAACCCUAUUUGUGGAUAAUAAGACUAAGCCAGAAGAUAGAGUGAAGACAAUAUUCUUACAAACUGGUGCUUCACUGAGACCUAAGUUAGUAACAUUUUUCCAAAUACAGAUCAAAGCAGAAAUUGAAGAGUUUAUCAAAGUCAUUUUCACUCUAUUCCAAGACAAGUGCGUCCUUGAAGUUUACCGUUCUGAAUCCCACGGGGAGCAACCAAAGAAGAUCAGGUUUUGCAGUACUCCAGAGCUGUAA
Messenger RNA from Eruca vesicaria subsp. sativa (arugula), 270 nucleotides. Lineage: Eukaryota; Viridiplantae; Streptophyta; Magnoliopsida; Brassicales; Brassicaceae. The record is from the annotation of a GenBank genome assembly.